This is a messenger RNA of Ostrea edulis (European flat oyster), 876 nucleotides long. RefSeq lists its product as uncharacterized. Lineage: Eukaryota; Metazoa; Mollusca; Bivalvia; Ostreida; Ostreidae. Gene Ontology annotation, molecular function: carbohydrate binding. The record is from RefSeq and is a predicted model, not a curated record. Gene Ontology annotation, biological process: biological process involved in interspecies interaction between organisms. Bases 1 to 876 code for a protein of 291 amino acids. Gene Ontology annotation, cellular component: external side of plasma membrane. The transcript is spliced from 5 exons.
AUGAGGUGGCCAUUUAUUCUUCUGGUUCUUUCUUUUGCCGUCAUUGAAGAAUGCAGUCCAUCAAAGACUAUCAAUGUACCAAAGCCUAAACUUUCCACGAAAGGAAACACAACAGUUAAGCAUGCGAAGACUGCUCCUUCUAAAGCAAGUCAACUUGUAAAGAAGCCAGACUCGAAUCCAAAGACGCCAUCAACUUCAAAAGAUGCAAAGGCCUCCAAAACCAAGGUGACCACCACAAAGAUCAAGGCAAAGACACCAGGAACAAAACCUGCCAUUCAUGUGCAUAUUCUGGCCGACACAUCGCUCUCAAAUGACAAUAGAACUACAAAUUCAAGCAAGUCAACAAAUACCACAUACAGUAAGGUAGUGGAUCACACCCCAAAGGACUAUACCAUUGUUGGAGAGUACAAGAUAUUCAAAUAUGAAGACGAUCAUUUUAAAAAGGGUGACUGUCCUCCAUAUUGGCACAAGUACGAUGGGAACUGUUAUUUGUUCAGCAGAGAUCGAUUGAAUUGGUAUCUGGCAUCUAUGAAAUGUUUCAGUUUGGGAGGUUUCCUGGCAACGGUGGAAAGUUCUCAUGAAAACACGUACAUCAUUAAUCAGCUAAAGGCAUAUAAAAUAAUACGAGGAGCAUGGAUGGGGCUAAACACAGUUUUAUAUCCAACGAAACACAAUUGGUACUGGGGGUUUUCAGGGAAACAAAACCUUGGAUUUGAUUGGUUCGGAUACGAGCCAGUUUAUAAGAAGACAGGCGAUAACUUAUGCGGUAUCUUCUGGAAGACUUACCACUUUCAUUGGCACGUGGAGAGCUGUUCUCAGAGAAACUAUUACGUUUGCAAGAUUAAGCUGAAAGAGACUUGCUCGUGUACAUUUUAA